This is a messenger RNA of Corylus avellana, 2378 nucleotides long. Its product is annotated as Protein kinase superfamily protein. Gene Ontology annotation, molecular function: protein kinase activity; ATP binding. Gene Ontology annotation, biological process: protein phosphorylation. NCBI's taxonomy places the organism in Eukaryota, Viridiplantae, Streptophyta, Magnoliopsida, Fagales, Betulaceae. The record is from RefSeq and is a predicted model, not a curated record.
CACACAAAAAUAUACACCCUCCAACUUGCAGAAGCAGACAUAAGACAACCAUUAUACUGCUUUACAGCCCACACAUAUCCGAAAAUUAUAUCAAGUUAAACACCUUCUCUCUCUCUCUCUCUCUCUCUCUCGUCCUUGUUAACAUAUAUUUUUUUUUCUGUGCUUCUUCAGAAUUUUGCCUUUCGCUCGUCCCUGUUUGGAACAUCAAAAGGAUAAUUUUUUUUCUUUGCUCAGAAAAAAAGUAGAUUUUUUUUUUCCCUUUUGGGUUGUGGGUCUUGUAUUUACUGCUAUAUAUUGAUGAUUGAAUUGGGUGGUUUGGUAGAGGUGAGAGGGGAGUGAGUGAUUGGGGUGUAUGUCCAUGUAAUAACCUCCGAAAGUGUUGUCGGCGCAUGGUCACUUUCUGUCGGCAUUGUCUGUAUCCAACGAUGAGAGAGAGGGAGAGUGAGCGACUGAGUGAGAGCAUUUUCAUUAAUUUAUUCCAAAGUACAACAACGAAGUUUGAUAGAUAGAUUAUAGAUAGGUUGAAAGGCUUCUGGGGUUACUCAGAGAGCGGCCAGCAUCUGUAUCAUCACCCAGUACCCACUGAAGAAGCAUCUUGAUUUGGACCUGGGCUGGCUGUCUCGUGCUUUGUCUUUGUACCAACCGAGACUUCAAGAUGUGGUCGUGAUCGCGAGUGGGUUUCAUUGCUUCUUUUAUGCCUCAAACACCAUUUUCAUAUCUUGAUUUGGUAGAAUACUCGAGGUAUCUUCUUGAUUUGAUUGCUGGCUUUUGCCUUUGAUCGAGGAGGAUUCAAUUUCAAUGGGGGAAUGUGUGUGAAUAUUGAUUUGGGUGGUACUUGUAUUAGAAGACUCAUUCUUUUUGUCAUUGGGCCUUUGGCAAAUGAAGCUGCGGUUCUUAGAGAUCUGGCUACAUUACUUCUCCGGGAAUACAGGUUCAAUGUACAACAAAUUGUAUCCCAAUAAUACUCUACAGCAUAGCUGAAGUGGUUCCCAUACCAGAUGUCAGGGCAUCUUGCAGCAAUAAUAGGAGGUGCUGCAGGGGCCGUGGCAUUGGUGGGGAUAGUUAUCUUCUUUAUAUGGUUCUGUCUUUGUCACAAAAGAAGCGUUUCAAGAACUUCUGAGACAGGGUCCUCUGAUCCGUCUAUUCAAGUGGGAAGACAUGUUGGGGUUGAGUUGUCAUUACGAGAAACAAGGCGUUUUGAGAUGGAAGAAUUGUCUGUUGCCACAAAACAUUUCAGUGAUAAAAAUUUAAUCGGGGAAGGAAAGUUUGGGGAGGUAUAUCAGGGAUUGCUUAAUGAUGGGAUGCAUGUGGCCAUCAAAAAGCGACCUGGAGCACCUAGCCAGGAAUUUAUUGAUGAGGUACUCUACCUUUCACCUAUUCGGCAUCGGAAUCUUGUGAUUCUAUUGGGCUACUGCCAGGAAAAUAAUCAGCAGUUUCUCGUAUAUGAAUAUAUACAUAGUGGAAGCGUCUCCAGUCACUUGUAUGGAACGGGUCAACAUUCACGCGAAAAGUUAGAUUUCAAGCAUAGAGUUGCAAUAGCUCUAGGGGCAGCUAAAGGUUUGGCUCAUCUUCACUCUCAGAGUCCCCGUUUGAUACAUAAGGAUUUCAAGACGGCCAAUGUUCUUUUUGAUGCAAAUCAUAUAGCUAAGGUUGCAGAUGCAGGACUUCGUAAUUUCCUCGGAAGAGUUGAUAUAGCAGGCCCAUCUUCUCAAGUGACAGCAGAUGAGAUAUUCCUGGCCCCGGAAGUGCGAGAGUUCAGACGGUUUUCUGAAAAAAGUGAUGUAUACAGUUUUGGGGUAUUCCUACUGGAGCUAGUAAGCGGGCAGGAAGCAACGGAACCACCUUCUUUUGACUCAAGUCAGAACCUGGUUGAAUGGGUGCAAAAUAAUCAAGAAUAUAGCAAGUUUUCAAACAUCAUCGAUCAAAGAUUGGAGAAUACCUUUACAGCUGAAGUUAUGGAAGAGGUUAUACAACUGAUAGUUCGAUGUGUGGAACCUUCGAGCGAGAGGCGACCUGCCAUGAGCUAUGUGGUUAUGGAACUUGAGCGGUUACUUGAGAAAGAGCAGAGGUUGACAACAGUCAUGGGGGAAGGGACAGAAACAGUGAUCCUCGGAAGCUACUUGUUUAGAGCAACAAAAUAAAAGACAUUUGUUUACCAUAAUGUUGAGUGUGAUAUUUGUGAAAUAAUGUUUUUACUCUUUUUUAAAUUGUUUUUGUUUUUUGAAACACGAGAGAAGAAGAAAUCCAGCUGUUUGAUAAGUGUAUAAAGAACAGCUGUAGAAUUUUUUAUUUUUUUUUCUUUUUCUUUUCAUAAAUGUAUGAGCACCCUUGUUGUAAACCAUUAUUUUUGUUAAUAUCACAGUGAAGUUUGGGGUUGG